AUGGGAUGGAAAGAUAGGAAAAGUAUUACCAGGAAAGGCUGGAGGGAGAGGGAAAAGAAGCACAUGAUGGGAUGGAAAGAUAGGAAAAGUAUUACCAGGAAAGGCUGGAGGGAGAGGGAAAAGAAGCACAUGAUGGGAUGGAAAGAUAGGAAAAGUAUUACCAGGAAAGGCUGGAGGGAGAGGGAAAAGAAGCACAUGAUGGGAUGGAAAGAUAGGAAAAGUAUUACCAGGAAAGGCUGGAGGGAGAGGGAAAAGAAGCACAAGAAAGGCUGGAAAGAGAGGAAAAGAAUCGUCAAGAAAGGCUGGAGAGAGAGGAAAAGUAUUGACAGGAAAGGCCGGAGGGAGAGGGCAAGGAAACACCAGAAAGGCUGGAAAGAGAGGAAAAGAAUCGUCAAGAAAAGCUGGAGAGAGAGGAAAAGUAAUUAUAGGAAAGGGUGGAGAAUGAGGGAAAGGAACCACAAGAAAGACUGGAGAGAGAGGAAAAGUACUGGCAGGAAAAGGUGGAGAGAGAGAGAAAGGGACCACAAGAAAGACUGGAGAGAGAGGAAAAGUAAUGACAGGAAAGGCUGGAGAGAGAAGAAAAGUAUUGACAGCAAAGGUUGGAGAGAGAAAGAAAGGGACACAAGAAAGAGAGGAACGACAGGGAAGGUUUGUGGAACAGAGACUGGCAUCACAGCAUGA
Messenger RNA from Pocillopora verrucosa, 681 nucleotides. Lineage: Eukaryota; Metazoa; Cnidaria; Anthozoa; Scleractinia; Pocilloporidae. The record is from RefSeq and is a predicted model, not a curated record.